Messenger RNA from Echinostoma caproni, 1131 nucleotides. The record is from the annotation of a GenBank genome assembly. NCBI's taxonomy places the organism in Eukaryota, Metazoa, Platyhelminthes, Trematoda, Plagiorchiida, Echinostomatidae.
AUGGAAUUUAUGGUCCCAAUGACUCACCAGUAUUCCAUUGGUGUGUUUGCGAUCUACGGUUUCCGUCUUGCCUAUUUUAUGGGGGCCAUCUUCGGUGGUCUUCUCUGGAAAGGGCUAUUUCAACGGAAGAAAUACUACGUGUUUGGCGUUCAGCUUGGUUGUUUGUUGCUGUUUGUCGGAUACAUGUGUAUGUGGGCUUCCUCGGGCAGUCGGGAAAUGAGCUGGUUCAAUUUGUUCUUGUUUAUUUUCGGUCGCUUUCUCGUCGGUUUUGCCAGCUCCUUUUUCUACUGUGUUGCCGCAGUUCAUCUGUUUGAAAACGCACCGGAUGCGUGGCGAGGCACUGUCGGUUGUUUUCCGUGGUUGGCCGUAACUCUGGGGAUCACAACCGUACAAAGUACAAUUUUACAUUCACUGUUCGAAUACGCUCCACAACGUUGGCCGGUGGGUUAUGCGAUUGCAGUCGGAUUGCCCCAACUUGUGGGUGGUAGUGUGGCCUGUUUGCUGUCCAAUCGUGUUCCAUCUGCAAAUCUGUUACAAAUCAGCUCCGCUGUUAUGGCUGGGGCCCAAUUUGUGUUGAGUUGUUUAUUCACGUUUAGAAAGUUUUAUGAAUUAACUCAUUUGUCCCCUCGUUCCAACCCAAUCCGGCCAUACUGUCUCAUUCUCUGCCCGGCACUGGAACAGCAACCACAGCUAAAACCGGUCAGUCCGUACUUGAUCUUUUUCAUCGCGCUAGGCUUGUUUGCUCACGGGCUCGGUUGGGGUCCGAUCCCAUUGCUUCUAGUCAAUCAAAUGUACCCGACUGACAAACGGUGCUGGGCUGUCGGGAUUGCAAUUUCUGUCACCUCGCUGGCUCAAUCAUUCGUGUUCGCGCUGUUCGAUGUGGUGAUCACAGUGAUGGGCAUUUCCGUAUAUUUCUAUGUCGCCUCUGCUGUUUGUCUGUUUGCCACGUUCCAAGUCCAAGCCAAAUAUUCCACCGAUAUGGCGUACUCGUUCAAGGAUUCAUUACCUCGGCCUAGUUUGAAACUGAAGUUGCAUCAGAUAGGCCACCCUUUUCAAGUGGACUCGGAAAGCGGUGCCCGUUUGUUUGGUGGUGGUCGCCUGUUAUUGGGUCCACGACUUAAAACUGUUUAG